This is a messenger RNA of Sciurus carolinensis (gray squirrel), 342 nucleotides long. RefSeq names its product mediator of RNA polymerase II transcription subunit 28-like. The transcript is spliced from 2 exons. The coding region runs from base 1 to 342 and encodes 113 amino acids. The record is from RefSeq and is a predicted model, not a curated record. NCBI's taxonomy places the organism in Eukaryota, Metazoa, Chordata, Mammalia, Rodentia, Sciuridae. Gene Ontology annotation, cellular component: mediator complex.
AUGUUCUCCGGGCAGCUUCUGAGGCCGCCACCACCCCUGCCGGGACUCCCGGGCCAGGCUUCCCUUCUCCAGGCAGCGCCUGGCAUGCCGAGAACUUCUAGCAGCACCUUGAAAAGAUUGCAGUCAUCUGUCCAGAAACCUGAGCAAGUUAUCAAAGAGGACGGCUCCGAACUAAGGAAUGAAUUGCAGAGGAAAGACAGCGCUGGUGCAGAAGCAUUGGACAAAACAGGUGCCGGAGGACAUCAAUGUGCAGCACAAAAAGCCAGCGAAGUCCCUCAGGGCUCCUUGGCCUACCUGCAGCAGCCUUCUGCCAAUAUCCCUGCGCCUCUGAAGCAGACCUGA